AGUUUAAAGAUGGAUUCCGAUCGAGUGAGCAUAACUGUCAAGGACGAAGAAAUCUGGGAGCAGAGAAUGACCAGAUUGAGAGCACUAGAGCCAGUGAACGAACCACAGCAGCCGGCAGAAUUCGACAGUCGUGUGUAUCUGCAGCUAUGCACCACCGCGAAAGAAGGUCACGUGGACAAGUUCAUCGAAGCCCUCGAAAUGUAUUCCGCCGAAGAGAGGGUUUCCUUGUCCGGCCUUGUCAGGAUGGUGGGCCCAUCCGGGAACUCGCUGUUCCACGUCACAGCGGGCGUGGAGAAUGCCGACAUCCUCCGACUGCUCCUCGAGUUCUUUGGUAGGGCGUAUUUCGUCUUCCUCAAGAACUACCAAGGCGAAAACCUGCUCCACGUCGCGGCAAGAGCUGGCAGGAUCCGCACGGUCGAGCUCCUCCUCAAUCAUGGCAUGCCUGAGAGCUAUUUUAACAAUCUGGGGAACACGGCGUUGCAUGAGGCCGUGAAGAACGGCAACUUCGAUUUGACCAAUCUGCUCCUGAGCCGAUGCUCUGGAUUGCUGUAUGAGAAGAACAAGGAGGGCAAGUGCCCGCUCUACUUGGCCGUCGAGACAGGGGACUUGGAGAUUUUCAAGCUUUUGCUGGGAGCAGUGGAUCGGAAUGAAGACCUUUCGUCGAGGAUCAAAGGCAUGUCGCCGGUUCAUGGAGCCGUGUCGCACCGCAGGAUAGAUAUGCUGAAAGAGAUGUCAAAUCGAACCAAAGAGCUAUUUUGUUUGAGAGAUGCCGGAGAUGGUACUCCCCUCCAUCUAGCAGCACACUUGGAUUAUGUCGAGGGAGUCAAAUUCUUGGUCCACGAGUUUCCUCGGAGCGCCUUUAAGCGUGACAAAGAGGGCUAUUUUCCGAUCCAUGUGGCGUGUAAGAUGGGUCGUCUUGAAAUUGUCAAGGAGCUGCUUAGACAUUGGCCAAAUACGGAAGAAUUGCUAGACUUUAAUGAAGGGCAAAAUAUACUUCACGUUGCGGCAAAAUAUGGAAGGGCCUCAGUGGUGAAGUACAUACUCAGCAAUCCCGAGCUUGAGAAGCUUAUAAAUGCGAAAGACGAGGAAGGAAAUACGCCUCUCCAUGUGGCCACAUUGCAUUGGCAAUCAGAGGUUCUGCUCUCUCUCACCCGGGACAAAAGAGUUGAUCUUAAGCUUGUAAACAACCGCAACUCGACGGCUCACGACAUUGUAGAAGAGCAAUUGAAAGAAAUCGAUGCUCCACUUCGCAAGAGCUUAACGCGAACAAUCUUAGCAUCUGCUGGAGCACCCCAAAGCAAAGACAAAGCAAUUCGCUGGCCAAAAGGCUUAGACCCUGGGAGAGAUAUGAAGCCUCCGGAUUUGGAUAGACUGAAGAAUGAGGCCAAUACCCGUAUGGUCGUGGCUACUCUCAUUGCCACUAUGACGUUUGCCGCUGGCUUUUCUGUUCCUGGAGGAUAUAAUGACUCCGAACCAGAUGCAGGAAUUGCUAUACUGUUGAAUAAACCCAUGUACGACGUCUUUGUGAUCUGCAACACCAUCGCCAUGUACAGCUCGAUAAUUGUGGUGGUGAUCCUUCUCUGGACGCAGAUCAUGGAUUCUUGGGCGGUGCUUCAUGCCCUUAGGAAGACAAGGCUACCGCUCCUCAUAGCUCUUGCCACAAUGUCAGUGGCCUUUACGGCUGGGGUCUACGUGACCGUAAGCAAACGCACUUGGAUCGCCGUUGUCGCCUUGACCAUCGGAAUCGUUGCUCUCUUUGUUAUCUUGAGUCUUUAUAUUGCCUUGUACAUUCCGCUUGGGUACAAUUGUCGUCUUGUCCGGAUGUUCACCGACUACAUUAUUGUAGCUGGUAUAAUAAUUUCAACAGGGGUCACCGAAGGUAGGGCCACGCGACCUGCUCAUGAAGAAACAUCAGAGGAUGCGCAGACGCCGCACGAACUCGUGGUGAUGGCUGCUCCGCCACCUCCGCCACCAACAAAUAUAGAUGAGCGGCAGUAUGAGGAACUCUCGCACCAUUUCGCUGAGAGAGGUUCACAACAGGGCAUUGCAAAGCCUGAGAAUGUAAGCAACAAAGCCAAAGAUUGA
Molecule: messenger RNA, 2085 nt
Organism: Rhodamnia argentea
Lineage: Eukaryota; Viridiplantae; Streptophyta; Magnoliopsida; Myrtales; Myrtaceae
Product: protein ACCELERATED CELL DEATH 6-like
Exons: 4
Coding region: 10-2085 (691 amino acids)
Cellular component (GO): plasma membrane
Molecular function (GO): protein phosphatase 1 binding; protein phosphatase regulator activity
Source: RefSeq, a predicted model, not a curated record